AUGAGAGAUUGUAUUGGCUUAGGAUAUUCAGAAUUGACCAAAGACUUUCGUACUUGCGAAGGCCAGCAGCCAAGUACUUUGCACCGUAUCAGACCAAUACCUACAAAAAUAUUUGUAAAGACCGUGAUUAUUCCCACUCAUUUUCAAAUUACGGUCAUUUUGAGUAGCUCCAUUGUGUUCUUUAGCGAAGUCAUAGUGGAAUCUAUUCUUUAUUGCUUUCAAGAGUUUUUGAUAUUCUCCAUCUGUUGCUGUUUCUUUACUGCCUCCGUUCCCAUCGUAUAUUGCAAGGGUAUUUUUGCUCUAAUUUUUAGUUCUGCACUUUUUUGCGCUUUUUUGUUUCUCAAUUUAUUUCUCAAAUAA
Messenger RNA from Phycomyces blakesleeanus NRRL 1555(-), 360 nucleotides. RefSeq lists its product as hypothetical. The transcript has 7 exons. The record is from RefSeq and is a predicted model, not a curated record. The coding region runs from base 1 to 360 and encodes 119 amino acids. NCBI's taxonomy places the organism in Eukaryota, Fungi, Mucoromycota, Mucoromycetes, Mucorales, Phycomycetaceae.